AUGGCCCUCAGUGAACUGAAAUGGACUGUGUUCCAGGCCAAGGCUCUAGUCUGCUCACUGCUGCUCCUCCUAUGUCUGCCCACAGCCACAGGAAUGUCAGGGUGGGGUGGAUGUUUGGAUGGUCAGGAUGUAUUUGCAACAGUCAGAGAAAAUAGCCCUAUGGGAGAAGUUGUUGUUGAACUCAUGGCCGACACCACAGUGGAGGGGGUUCACUGGAGCCUGGACGGAAAGGAUGCUGAUUGGUUCUUCUUGGACGAAAGAAGCAUCCGGCUGAACACAUCAGCUGACAAGGUCCUCGACCGAGAGGCUCAGGAUCCGGUCCUCAUGGCUGAGUUGUCGUGUUAUGAGGAGGACGCACUUCAGAGUGUGUACAGGAUCAUGGUGGAGAUUCUCAAUGAGAAUGAUAAUUCCCCUGUGUUUGCAGAAGACACUGUCCUCUCCAUUAUUAUUAGUGAGCUGACUCCAGCAGAUACUGUGGUCUUUACUGUCCAGGCCACAGAUGCAGAUAAUGACAAGAUCAUUUACUCCAUUGAUCAGACAUCACCUGAUGCUGAGUACUUCAGGUUUGAUCUCCCCAACAGUGGAGAGGUGGUCCUGUCCAAGCCUCUAGACUAUGAGACGAAAACCCUGCUUACGGUCACCAUCCACGCCUCGGAAAUGAGCACUGCUGAGCAUUUCAAUACCAGCACCAACAUCACCAUCACCGUCCUGGAUGGAGAUGACCAGUACCCACAGUUCCUGCCCUGCAUGCUGCUUUUCCAGGAUGAGACCAGCCGCGUCUGCACCAGCCCCGUGUACACGGUCAAUGUGACAGAGGGGGAAGAGGACAUUGUGUUGGACUUCUCUCCUGGUCCCAUUCAUGCAGUGGAUGGAGACAGAGCGCUCAGCUCUCCAGUCAGCUAUGCCAUUCUCUCAGGAGACGAUGAUGGGCAUUUCCUGAUGGACAGAGAGACGGGGGAGGUGAAACUGAUCCAUGGGGUCAGAGACAGACUCACAACUCCAGUGCUGCAUCUCCAGGUCAUGGCAUAUCAGGACGACGACCCCAGGAAGUAUUCUGUUGCUACAGUGUUGGUUCAAGUUCUGGCAAUGAACCAGUUUUAUCCUGAGUUCGACAUGGCUGAAUAUCACGGCUUUGUGACUGCAGGAAAGAGCCCUGCUUCUCUGGUCAAUACCUAUGGCAGCAAAGCCCUGAUGUUACAUGUACAAGAUCAAGACUUUAACCACGGUUUCAAUCCCAUGAUCCACUUCACCUUCAGUCCGACAUCAAAUCACACAGACAUCUACCAAAUCACACAGGAGGGUCUUCUGAUCACCAGGACCAAUCAGCUCAAAGCAAAGCAGAAACACGUUCUAGAGGUAAUGGCUAUAGACAAGGAGUCCGGCGAUGCUACCUACGCUACUGUGGUGGUGGAGGUGUUAUCUGAAGGCCAAUCAAUCCCUCACAGUCCACUGGGAGAUGACCGGAUGACAGGCUGUACUGUGGGCAAAGCGCUGUUCCUGAGCAUGGUGUUCAUGACUGUACUCGGAUGUAUCCUGUUAAUGGUGAUGUGGCUGAAGAAGAAACACAAGGGAAAGAGGGACCCACUGGAGCGAGGCUGUGUGGCACAGGGCAAACACCCCAAUGUGAGCUUACGGUGGUUCCAACUGAUGAGCCACCGCAAUGCCAUGCCGCACAUGGAGGAGGUACCCUACAACAGCGAAGAAUACGGGACCUACAAUCCUUCCUUCAGCUUCCCGGACAAAACUGGCCUCUACACCCACCAAGACCUCCCCAGCUGCCGGGGACCCGUUCCACCGAGAACGACCGCUGCACCCGACACCAGCUUCAUCCCCACUGAAACAGUGCACAGCCCUGUGAUUCUCAAUAAUAAUGUUGUUACACCAACCAAAAGCUCCUCAAGUUCACCCACCAUUCACCCAGCCACUAUAGAUGUGAGUCCCACACAUAUGGCUCGAGAUGCUGCUCCACCCAAAGAAAACCCUGGUUCACCAACUGAUACAUACCCAAACCCUACUGGUUCUAGCUCUGCAACCCAUGAUGCCAAUAACAGCCCACCAUUCACCUGUCCUGAUUCCCAAACCACACAGACGACAACCAACAAUGACCCCGUCACCAGUCCCUCCUCUCAAUCCAGUAUUCCAUGUAGUCGUACCCGAAUUGCUUCGGCAGAAAUAGACAAACCUUUCUGCAAACCUUGUGUGAAGACACCCCCGUAUUCACCUUUACAGUCCUCACCCGUUUCCAAGCAGAUGAGCACACCCCCACCCAUCCCAGAACACUCAGCUUUGAAAGCCCAGCUGGUACAUAUAGAUUCGUCUUCCCUUGAUACACCCCUAGCAACACCAGAGCGAACAACUAUGACUCGAAGCACAGAGGUAGACCAACCCUCAACAUCACUGGACCAAACAGACCAAUCAGAACACCCAGGUGGGGCUGCAGAUGCAGGUAGUCCAUCUCUGGACAGAAGAAUCUCGAAAGACUCAGGAAAUACACAAGACUGCCGCGAGGUGGGGGAAGCGGAUGAAGAUGGCUUCCUGGGAGAUGAAGAUGCAGACAAAAACAGUGAGGGUGAGGGCGAGGAUGAGCUCGAGCCGGACGAAGAAGAGCUGCUGAGAGUGUUGGCUCGUUGCAACCCCAUCUUUAUCACGUUUAGUAAGUGAUGUCUCUGGAAUAUCACAGGCAGCCAACAGUGGACACGUCAUCGAAAGAACAAACACUGCAGUCUGGUUCUGCCUGUGCUGUACUGCUGAGACAAGUCAGAGAAGAAUACAUACACGAGAUAACCAGCACAUGGCCACAUGAAGGAAGACAUGCAUAUGUCGACACACUGUAUAAUAUGUAAAACUAAGCAUUUAACAACGCACAAUUAUAAUACAUACAGUAGUUGCAUUUAUACCAUACAGUUACUAGAUGACAGGAAUGCAUGACUGUAACACACAAAGCAUGGUUAAAAAAACCCCACUUCAAAUAAAAUGAAUCAGUAUGAAUUAUGAAUCGACUUUUCAAGGAUACAACAUUCAUUACAAGGUCAGUACAGCACAAAUGAAUCACUCAUGAAUCAAAUAUAUUGUCUGCGAAUGUUUACAAAUAAUAAUGAGAUUGUGUGUGUUUUCUAAAGGUAAAUCCACAUGAAAUCCCACUCCUGCAGAAGCAGUUUUGCACCCUGUGUGAUUCCCUGUAGAUUUAUCAUUGAAAUAGCUGCCGAGUGUUUAUGUUCAAAACUCUCACAUAGUGUACUGCAGCAUCAAUUGCUUUGUUACGCCUACUCUACA
Molecule: messenger RNA, 3273 nt
Organism: Chelmon rostratus (copperband butterflyfish)
Lineage: Eukaryota; Metazoa; Chordata; Actinopteri; Chaetodontiformes; Chaetodontidae
Product: cadherin-related family member 5
Exons: 15
Coding region: 1-2661 (886 amino acids)
Biological process (GO): multicellular organism development; adherens junction organization; calcium-dependent cell-cell adhesion
Cellular component (GO): adherens junction; membrane; catenin complex
Molecular function (GO): calcium ion binding; cadherin binding
Source: RefSeq, a predicted model, not a curated record